UCGACCAGACUGGUUGCACUUGUUCUGAUUUAUGGCAUUUGUGGCAAAUAAAGAAAUUGUGUCAUAAUUGUAUGAAAAAUGUGUGUGAUACAUUUGUUUUGAAAGUGUGCGAAAUAUCUAUUGAAAUCGCAAAUGAAAGAGUCGUUGAAAGGAAGUAAAAAAAUUCAGUGUUGACGCACGUGCUCACGUGCUGCUAUAAACAGCUGAUAAAGAAAACAUUUAUGAUUAAUUUGUUUGCAGCACAUGAUAACUUGGUUUGCAUGGUCGUUUUAAUAUUUGUAUUAAUAUAACGAAAGUAGAAAUAAAACAUAAAAUAUUCCAUCUCGGCAGCCAUUUGUUGAAUAUCGCGCAUGUGUGCACAUAAUAAUAUGAAAUUAUUUUUUCUACACGGAAAAUCGAAAUUAGCAGACAUAGAAUUGAAGAUGUCCUCUAAGGAAAAUUCUCCUAGGGAGUCUCCAAUUGAUUCACUAACAUGCAGCCUGGAAAAUGAUGAAAAUUCAUGCGGUAAAUGUGGGUCCACGUUUAAUCAGCCUAAGAUCUUGACCUGUCUGCAUGUGUUCUGUCAGUCCUGUUUGGAAAAGGAAAUUGAAGAGAAAGAAGAAAAUGAACCAAAAGAUGUUAUUGUUUGUCCUAAAUGUAAGCAGGAAACAACUAUUCCCAAGAAAGGGAUCCAAGAGUUGCCGAUUGACCAUGUGACAAUAGAUCUACUGGAGAUGUCAGCUAUGAAUGAGAUGAAACUUGUCUGCACCAGCUGUAAAGCUAAGGAGAAGGCUGUUGCCAGAUGCUGUGAUUGUGCAAGUUAUCUGUGUGAGAACUGUGUCACAGCUCACCAGUUUAUGAGAUGUUUCGAUAAUCAUAAGGUUGUGAAGUUUGAUGACAUGCAGGAUACAGAGACAGUUUCUUUUCAUAAGCCAAUAUUCUGUUCCAGUCAUCCAACAGAAAAAAUGAAAUUUUUCUGCAUGACUUGUCAGGUUCCAAUUUGCAAUGAGUGUAUGUUAGCAGACCAUAAGCAACCAAAUCACCAUUAUGAGAGAAUUACUGACAUUGAAGAGUCUCAGAGAAGUGAUUUUGAUGUGCUUAUAACAGAGUGUAAGAGUAAGGUGUCAGCAUGUAAUGAGGCAUCAUCUUCCCUUGAAAAUUCUCUGUCAGACCUACAGAUGCAGAGAGAUGAUGCUAAAGGGCUAAUUCAAGAAACAUUCCAGACAUACAGAACUGUACUUGAAAUACAAAAGGAAAAGAUGUUGGAGGAACUAGAAAAUCGUCAUUCUUGCCAAGAACUUGCCAUAAUGGAAUUGUUCCACAAUGUUGAGAAAACUUCUGAGAAAAUUGAGGACUGUUGCACUUUUGCUGAAAGAGUUCUGAAGCAUGGAAAUGGUUUACAACUAUUGAUGAUGAAGAAAAUGAUCAUGUCACAGUUACUUAAACUUAUCAACAAUACUCCAAAAGCUGAUGUUAACGUUAACAUUGAGUUCCACACUGAUGGCAAAGUCUUCCAAGAUGCAGUAGAGAAUACUUUCGGUUCAUUCACCAAGGAAACCCCCAAGCAACCAGAGCGACCAUCCUCUUCACUGCAUUCCUCUUUUGAGAAUGAAGGUUUUAACAUGCCACCACAUAUGAUGAAUGAUCACAGUAUGAUGCCACCACCAAUGUCAAGUGCCAGCUAUAUGUCCAACAAUAUGUCAAACAAUCUACUACAAGAAACUGAGGCAAACAACAUGGGACUUGGCCUGACAAAUGUUGGAAAUUUCCAUAAUAUUGGCUCAUCUAUGAAUCCUCCGAUGCAUGGUGCAAUUACCGGUGGUACCCAGUCAAUGGUUGAAGGGUCCAGUUUGUCUAGAAGCUCUCAUAGUCCUGCCAUGUCUGACAGUGGGAUAUCUGUUGAUGCUGCCAGUAACAACAGUGGUUCCAGUGUACAGCCAAUGUUUAACAAUAUAGCAGCCUUAGCUCAGAUGGGAUCAGUUGGCGGCUUUGGUGGUCCUAGAGGGAGCCACUCAGUGACACCUAUUACCAGUAGUCCUGAUAUUCAACACAAUCUGCUGAAUCCACCAACACCAAGAUCACAGACACCUAAUCUGGAUGCUCUCGACAGACUGGUACAAAACAACCCUCAACCUCCCAUUGGAACUAUUGGAGCAGGGAUGAGUAGUGUGGGAACUAUUGGUAGCAACAUUGGACCAAUAGGAUCUUCUUCUAACAUGACCAGUCUCAGCAACAUAAUGACAAGUUCUACCGGAAGUUUAACAAGUGGAAGUGGAAUGAACAGUCCAGGAAGUAGUAUUGGACAAUAUCCACCUGUCAGGAGGAGUAACAAAACCAGUGCCAUGCAGAUCAGGUGUAAAUUUGGACAGCUUGGACCUGGCAAAGGACAGUUUAAUUCACCACAUGGAUUUUGUCUUGGACAGGAAGAAAACAUUGUAGUGGCAGAUACUAACAACCACAGAAUUCAGUGUUUUGAGAAAACUGGUGAAUUUCAGUAUCAGUUUGGAAUUCCAGGCAGAGAGGAAGGACAGCUGUGGUAUCCAAGAAAAGUGGCAGUGAUGAGAAAUUCUGGAAAGUUUGUUGUCUGUGACCGUGGAAAUGAAAGAUCAAGAAUGCAGAUCUUCACCAAAAAUGGUCAUUUUGUGAAGAAAAUUGCCAUAAGAUACAUAGACAUUGUUGCUGGCUUAGCUAUUACUCAACAAGGACACAUUGUAGCAGUUGACAGUGUUUCUCCUACUGUAUUCUGUAUAACUGAGGCUGGAGACCUUCUCAAGUGGUUUGACUGUAGUGAUUACAUGAGAGAGCCAUCAGAUAUAGCCAUUAGUGGAAAAGACUAUUUUGUCUGUGAUUUCAAGGGUCAUUGUGUUGUUGUUUUCAAUGAAGAAGGUCAUUUCAUUAGGAGAAUUGGAUGUGAGAACAUCACCAACUACCCUAAUGGUAUUGAUAUCAGUGAUGCCGGGGAUGUGUUGAUUGGAGAUAGCCAUGGUAACAGAUUCCAUGUUGCUGUAUUCCAGAGAGAUGGAUCAUUGAUUGGAGAGUUUGAAUGUCCCUACGUGAAAGUGAGCCGUUGCUGUGGAUUGAAGAUUACAUCAGAAGGAUAUGUAGUCACUCUUGCUAAAAACAAUCACCAUGUGCUGGUACUUAAUACCUUAUACAUAGUUUAAUCAGCUCAAUGGAGAAGAGGAGCAAGAGAAUGUAAAAAAAGAGAAUAUUUUUGAAAAUACGUAUGUUAAAAAGUGCUUAGUUUAUUUUACUGUUUAGCAGUGCUUUUGAAAAUAUGGAAAGCAGUUGAAGCUUCUUGUAUUUAAAGAUUACACCUUGGUGGUCAUUUAUAUACGUUUUAUAUACAUAUUAUAAAAGGGCUAUACAGGGCCUUGUUGUAGCCACUGUGUUAAUAUACUUUAUUUUUUUCUUUGUUUUUCUUUUAGUUGCAAUUUUUAUACACAGAUUAAUACUAAUAAGAAUUUACAUAAUUUUAUUUUAUAGCAAAUGUUGUUUACCUAUCAUAAUGCAACUUGUAUAUUAAUAUACAUUUAAAAUGGACUCUCUUUAGUAGUAGUAGAUGGUUAUCCAAUAAUGAAAAUAAGUGAAAUUACCAUCUGCACUAUUUUUUAUCCAAGAGCUAAGCUUCUGAUUUAAUGAUAUUAAAAUAUACUAAUAUUUUAGAUGAUUAAAAUAAAUUUGAAAAAAACAGAGUCUCUUACUUGUAAUUUUUACUGUUUUAAAAUGAUUAAUACCUGGUUAAACCAAAACAUAUGCAUAUAAUGAAUUCCCACAUCUGAAAAUAAUAUUAAAUACAAAUUAUGUAAGGAACAACUAAUUGUACAUAUGCAUUGAUGUUACAAGUAAGAGACUCUGUCCAAAUCUACGUUAUAUGUCAUUAUCUCGUUGAUGUAGAUCCUAUUUGAUAACAUAAAAUGUUUGUCAGAUAUUGCAAGACAAGAAAUUUUUAUUCUCAGGAAUUUUUUAUUUAUUUUUGAUUGACCAUACAUUCAGAAUACAAUUCAAAAGAUGAAAUGUCACUUAAAAAAUCAAGUGAAAAGUUAAUCUUUGCAUGUAGUGCAUGCUUUAUAAUGAAAUUUUUACCAUAGAAUAUAAGUGCAAAAAAGAUGCAUAAAAAUUGUAAUGCUGUAGAAUUUUUAUGCAGAAGUGUUUUUGUAUUAACUCUAGUCACAUACUCAGAUUAUAUUUAACAUGACCAGUUUUUGCUGUGCCUUACAAAGGGAUUUGAUUUUUAAUUAUUUUUUUCUGUGUUCAUUCUAAUUGAUGGCUUUACAAAUUGAUAUCAUAUUUUGUGACUGGUGAUGUUGAUCAUUUACACAUAUUAAAAAGAUAUAUAUAUCUAUAUAUUUACACUUACAUUGUAUUAUUAUUAGUUGUAUUUUUUAAAACAUGUUCUUAUAUUUUAUUGUUUAGAACCAGAUUGCUCAUAAAGUCAUUUUUCGUUGAUCAUUCAUUUAACAAAAUUGUAGAAAUGUCUUACCCACCAUCUAUAGCAUGCUGCUAAAAAUUGUUGGUGUAACUGUACUUUACUUUUACACUAUUUAAAAAAAAAAUCAAACAAAUAAAAGUAUGUAUAGGGGCUAGUGUCUAGGAUUAUAUACAUUUCAUUUACAGAAAUAUUUCUUUAUGUAUUCUAAUAAUGUAUAUUUUAUUCAGUAUAUUUUUUCUUUUUUCUGGAAAAGUUUGAAAAGAAACUAUUUAAAAAUGAGGCUCCCUUUUGAGUCCAUUUUUAAAAGCUACUUAUUUAGUCUCAUAUUUUCACUUUUCAUUAUAAUGACAAUCUAGUUUUAGUGGUUACAACGAGCUUUUCAUUAUUCAUUAUUAACACUGACUGAUUUUAGUCCGUUAAAAAUAUGUUUUCAUGUUCCAAUGUUAGAAAAAUGUAUUGAAAAAAAAAAUUAAAAAAAUAAUAAAAUAAUAUUUUGAGGUUAUUCAAAACACUGUUGUUAUUUUAUUUGUGGAAAAUUUUCAAUGGGUACAAGAGAUUAACCUAUUAAAGAAUGUUAUUUACUGAUUUGAAUAACCUCAACAACAAAAAAAUGUAUAAAAAUAUAUGAUGUUUUGAAAAUAUUUUUAAUAUUUCAAUGCUUUCAAAUUUUGACUGUUUGCAUUUAAAAUAUUUUGAUUGUUCAUUUUUUUUCUUAAUUGUUAAAAUGUUACUGUGAAUAAGUUGAAUGUCUAUGCCAAGAAUCUUUCAUAGAUAAGAUGUACAACUAUAGGGUUUAGGGUAAUUUACAUGGUUCAUUUUCACAUCCUUUAUAUUUUAUGUGGAAGUAAACUUUGUAUGGCUGAUGAUCCUAUGAAGCAAUUUUAUUUUUUUUACUUUUGAGUGCCAUCUUUUAUUAAUACCAGAACAAGACUGUUACAGGAUAGAUAUUAUAAACAUUUAUAAAUUAGCUUUUGUUUUGCCUGUAGAACUUACCAAGUUUUGCCUGUAGAACUUACCAAGCACAGAAGGGAAGACAUGAUUAGGGUCAGUUUUUCUAAUGUUUUAUAUGUAAGAUUUUUUUAUUUACCCAGAUGAAGUUUCCUUUAGCACAAGAACAUUUGCUGGUUGUCUUGAUUCAAGUUUUCUCCUAGAAAUAAUCAAAUGGGGAUUAAAUCACUUCCAAUCAAAAGAUAAUGACCUCAUUUGAAACAUUAAAAGCAAAAAUUGCUAUAAGUUUGCUUUACAGUUGCAGUUUAGAUAUAAUGAAAGACUUUAAAUUGCAUAGGCUUGUCAAUGGAUGUAUUACAAUAAAUUGUUGUCUUUGUCCAUCGGUUUAUAUUAUGUGAUAACUCUAGUUACUUUUUUCAAUCUUGUGAAUUUAUUUUACAUUUUUUAAAUCGAGAGACAAGCUGCCUUUUUUCAGAAUUGUUAUUCAAUAGAUUCAGGAAUUAAAAAGUUUGAGAAUACAAGUCAUAUCUCUUAAAUUUAGUUUUCUUUAAGGGAACUUAUUUUUCAUGCCGGUCAAAGACUGGCUGUUUUUGAUAUAUAUACCAUUGUCCGUCCACAGGUUCUUCAAAGACUAGAGAAUGCUCUCAUCGAAUUUCAUGAAAGCUGAUAUGAAUUAGUUAAAUGGAUGGAAUAAGUAUCUCUUUGGAUUUUUAAAAUUUUAAGCUGUCUGAUUUAAGUUGAAGAUGAGUGCUUUGGUGGAUUUACUUGAAAUUUUAAGCUGUUUCGGAUGGUUGUUAAAUGUAGUCUUUUUUUUUUUACCAUUUUUGAAAUUUUUCUUGCAUAUCAUUCCAGAGUUCUUGGCAUGAACCAUCAGAAUAGAGGAAUAUUGCACCAGUUGCUUUCCACUUUAAAGUAUUUUUUAUCAAAUUAUUUCUACCUAAGCAAAACUUCCAUCUAGUUUUCCAGCCAUUUUCAGACUUCUUAUUUUAUGCCUUCCGAAAAAAAGCCAAUUAAUUUUUGGAACAAUUUUCAGGAAUUCUAGGUGUCCUUUAUGCCCCUAGCACAGUUGUUACAUUACAUAACCUUAAAACUUAAAAUGAGCUUUAUUUUGAUAUCAAAUUUCAAAUUUGACAUCUGUUAGACUAAUAUAUUUGAAUAAUUGAAAAUAAUUAUAUAAUUAGGAAUAUGUCCGAUAACAAAAUUAUCUGCAUCUUAUUGUUUGGAAAUUUUGUAAUACAACAUUAUUGUCUUUGAAUGAAAUUUUUCAAUUUCAUUUUGUUUAUAUCUAAAUUGUAAUUCUUUAGUUUAUUAGGCUAGUCAUAAUUGAAGUACGUUAAUUGAGUUACAGUGAGAUGUGUCACCCCAGAUUAUUACAUGGUUUUGAUUCUAAGCAGUUACUCUUAAAUACCACAUUCUCUUGGAGAAGUAUCUAUUUGAAACUUGAUAAUAAUUUCAAAUGGAAACAUGGCAGUUCAAUUAUUUCUAAUAGGGCAGUUGUUCAUUUAAAAAUACCAAUGCAUGGUACUGAUAACAUAGUUUGAUUAGCCUAAAAUAUAAAGUAAAAGUUUUAUAUAGAACACUAAUUUCUAUCCAUGGAAAUAUUUUUUUCUGUAACUUUUGCAGAGUUAUUCAACUAAGUAUAUAUAGUUGCUAUAACACUUGAAUUUUGUUUUGGAUAGUCUUGCCCAAAAUAGCGUUUAAGAAUAUAAAUCAGAUUAUAAUUUAUGUUGAUUUUAAAUACUCCUUUAAAUUAUGAUGGCAGUUCUGCAUAAUAGGUAUAUUCUAUUUUAUACUGUGUUCAAGUACACCUAAAUGAUAUUGUAUAAGUUUGUAAAUACAUGUUUUUUUCUGUCUCAAAUUCACAUGUGAUCAAAAUUUUAUUGUUAUUUUUUGUAUGAUGUUUAAGUAGAUAGUAAAUAAUUAGCAGCAGAAAUAACUGUAACAGUCUUGUUCUGCUACAAAAUCUUGGAAGAGAGACUUAUUAAUAUCAGUAGUAAGUCUUUUGGGGGGUUGGGAAUUAUGUUGUACAGUUAGCAUAUAUUAAAUUGGUGCUUAUUUUCCUUGUAUUGUAAUGUUACAUAUUUACAUGUGUUUUUCAACAAAUUUCCCUAAACAGAUUAUUAUUAUUAUAAUUCAUUUUAUUUUAGUCUUGUAUUUAUAGCAACUUUUCUGUUUUAUUACAUUUUGCUUUAGUCAUUAAUUUUGAGUUUAAUUAAUCCGUGUUAAGUCCACUUAUAUGUUCACUUAAUAACUUUAUUAAUUUUUUUUGUUGAUUCGUUGAUCUAGAUGAAGCAGGUUUAUUAAUAUUUUUGGUUGGUUAUGUUUUUAAUAGCUUGUUAAUCAGUAUUUAGUGCAGAUUUUCAAAUGCUUGGGCAAGAUAUAUAUAUUUAUAUAUACUUGAGGACAAGAGUGUUUUACUUUUGUUUUUUGGUAUUAUUUUUCUUUAUUAUUUUUGAAAAACUUUACUAUUAAUUACACUUUUCAUAUACAGAAAAUUAUAUGUUUAAUCAUUAUUUGCAAUGUGUGUUUUUCAUUUCCACCCAAUGUUAACUGUUUUAAUUAUCGGUAUGAAAUUUUAAUCGAUACACAACCAUGAUCAGAUUGUGUGUUUGUUAGAGUAGUUCCAGUUACUUUUCCAAGUUUUUAUUUUCAUCAAAUAUACUAUUAAAUACUUUACAAGCAUUUACUUUCUAUGUAACAUUUUGUACUUAAAGAAAAUCUAUUAAAAAUUUUAAGGGUUCAUCUGUUACAUUCAUAUUAAUUCUUAUUAUUUAAAUCUUAAAAGAUAUUUGAAUUAUAAUAGUAGGUUCCAUUUGCAGCAGUAUAAAAAUAAGGACAUUAAUGACACGAGACAAUUCCCCAUAUUAAAUUAAGACAUUCUAAAACAUUAAAUGAUUGCUUACAACCUUUACACCUAGAAGGGUAGUCACGAUAUCUUGUUGAACUUGCAUUCAGAAAAUUGUUGAAGGGUGGGUGUUUUUUUCCGUCAAAAUGUAAUUUUAACCAUAUAGUGACUGUCAAACAAAUUAGAAAAGUAACUGGAAACUAUACAGCAUGGUGUUUAUGUACCUGUACAUUUUCAGUAGUACACCAACAAAUAAAAAUCUAAAUGCCAAUGUUGCAACAUAAUGGUUGAUUUGAAGUUUUAAUCAAUUAUUUAUUUAUCCAAGAAAUAAUUACCUGUUUUAGGGAAAUUCAAAUUUAAGUUUACAAGUAUAAUCCAAUCUUAAAAACAAUUUAUAACAAUGUGCUUUUAUUUUUUUGUCAUUCCUAGUUUUUUGUUUAAUUUUGUAAAUGACUUUUGCAAUUAUAUACAAGUUGAUUCAUGUUUAAUUAUAUUAUACAUUUACUUUUUUCUCUGCACAUUAUUCCUGGCUGGUUGCUGUAUAAACUUAUAUAGAUAUACAACUAAUACUAUGCUGAAUUGUACAUAUAAUGCACAUCCCAAUUAACAUUUGAAGUAAAUAUUUAUGUACACAUUGCCCAUCAAAAAACAGUCUUGUAAAAUUUAAAUAAGGAAGAUAUGCAGGGAAACACCAUACAGGCUGAAAUAUUCUCAGCUUUGAAUCAACUUCAAGGUAGAUUUACAAUGUUGGAUAAAUUGCUCAGUGGUAUUUGUUCUAAACAUGCUAUUCUAAAGUUAACAAAAGUGAGGUCGUACAGCGACUAAAUUUUCAAUUAAGGUGGUACCCAACACUUUCACUAAAAUUAAUUUGGCUCGUUUAAUUUUCAAAAAAAUUUGACAAAGUAUUUACUUUGACCCUUUAACAAAAAUUCUAAAAAUUUGAACCAAGCGUUUUAUCAGAAAAAUUACAAUGGUUAUAUAGCAGUUUGACAAACACUAAUUUUGAUCAUUGAGAAGCUUUAUAUUGCAUUCACAACGCAACGUAAUUAAAACGUUUAGCUGAUAUUACAGAGUUAUCUCCCUGUAGUGUUAGGUACCACCUUAACACAACUUUUUUUGUACACAUUGGUAUCAAAAUAUUAAAGACCAUUUGAUGAUUCUAAUAAAAAAAAAUCAAAUUUGCCAGUAAUGACCUAUUUUACUUGUCUGCAACCAAAAUGACUUUAUUCUACUCUACAUUCUUUUUGACAAGUGUGUACAUAUUUGGAUAACAACGCUGAUUACUACCACACAGUUCUGAGAUUAAUAGAAUAGCAUGUUUGGACCUACUUUGUUAUAUGUUUAGGUAUUUACUAUACUGAUGUGAUAUUUUUCAUGGACCAUAUCAGGAUUCUAUAUUUAGCUUUUAACAGUAUUCAUUCCAUGUAUAUAUACACUGUAUUUUUCACAUGUAUUGUUAUAUUCAGCAACCUCAAUAUUUUUCUGAUCAACAUGUAUGCAUUUUUGCCAUGUUCUUAAAGCAAAAUAAAUAUAUAGGUACUGCCUCAUUUGAGGUAUUAUGUAAAAGAGAGAAGACAAAAUUUUGUCCCAUUUACAGACAAAUAUUAAAAUAAGAAAUGCAAUACUUAAUAAAAAAAAGUAUUUUGUUAAUUUUUAUAUCACUGUGGAAUUUUAAAGCCACUCAAAACUUGCCAUAUGUUAACUUUUAUAAACUAUUAAGACAGCAAGCAAUCUUAUCUUUAAACUAAGAAUUCAAGUUAAUCCAGAAAAUAUAUCUUAUAUCCUGCUAUUGCAGGGAAGUUUAACUUGCUUUAGACUGAGACCCAAUAUGAUAUAAUGCACAAGUGUGUUAAGCAUUUAAAUACAAUAGAAAAGUUGGGAAAUUAGUAAUAUUAAAUUUUUAUGAUUGCCUCAGUGCAGGUUUGAGGACUGAACUAUAUACAUGAUAGGAGUAGGUAAAAAACCAAUGAUUUUAAUUGGCACUGUAGGGAUUUACAACAAAUUCAGGGUAUAUUUUAUACAUUUUUAUUCGAAAUCCAGAUGUAAAUUAUAAAAAGAAAAGUUUUUCAUUAUGUAAAAAUAACACUGAAAAAGUAAGAAUAACUUCCAUAGCUGAAGAUUUCAAAAGAUAAGAGAGGACCAAUAUGUGUGCAUGAAAAAAAAUGCUUUUAACUUUCAAGUAAGAAGGAAGGUUUUCAGUAGUUUACUUUUAACUGUAUUUAAAAGUUUAACAGGAUUCUAAUUUCAAAAUUUUUAUGCAAUCAAGGGUUAAUAGUAUGAUUUCUUAGUUAAAAAUGAUAUCCUAUAUUGUUUUACUUCAGAAAAAGUGCCAAUGUUUAUUUUUUUAUUAGGUGAAAACAGCACCAAUAAUAUUCCUAAAUGAAACAAGAUGGUUUCAGAUUAAAUCUUGUUUUAGUAGAAUAUUUUUGUUGCUGAUUUGUUGUUUACUUUUGAUAUAUGUUGGAUUUUAUUGUUUCAUGUUUAUUAAGAAAGUUUUUUCUUAGUUUUUAUUAAUAUAUAUUUUUUUCACCAAAUACUUACAUUAAUAGUGAAUCAUUUUCGAUACAGAUUUUCUUGAAUAUGAAAAAAAAAACGAACUUCAAAAUUUGUCUUGCUUUUGUGGUUUAUUAUAUUACCAUUUUAAUGUACAAAAUGAAUUUAUGAAACGUGCAGUGAGAAAAGUUAAUUAAUUACUCGACAAUGUUGCCUAAAACCAACAUCUGUUUAAUUUUAUCUACAACUUCAUUUGGUCCUCCCACAGUUUAAAGGUAGGCAACUUGUAUAUGAUUCUCAUUAUUUGAUCUCAUUUUGUAAACUUGCUGUAUUGACUUUGCUUUCUGAUUUGGUGUAUUAAACUUAUAUGUGAAGUAAGUAAUUAUUUGAAAAGUAGUUUACAUCCCCUAAAUGUGAUAUCCAAACAUGACAGCUAGCGACAGGAAUAAGUUUUUAACAUAUACCUAUUUUUAUCAGGGUUUUUCUGAAAUUUUUAUUCAAAAUAAUGCAAUGUUUACUAUUGAAAUUAAGAUAUAAAAAAAAAAUGUUGCAUUUAUACAAGCACCUUACAGAAUGCAUUUUUAAUUAACCAUCCAUUCAAAAUUAUCAAUUGCAGAAUUAAAAUAAAUGACUUUUUUGCUUCAAAAUUUAUUUAAAUUACCAAAGAAACAUAAACUUUCCAUUAUAUUUAUGUCCAGACUAUUUGAAACAUUUUACUAUCAUGUUAAAAACAUUCAUAAGCAAAUUAAAAUUGCCUUUUGAUCAAGGAAUAUUGUUUCUAAAAGUAUUGAAAUUGUUUAAUUUUAUAAAUGACUUUAAAUGCAAUAGCAUAUUUAAAUAUACAUGUAUAUCUUCUCAUAUCUAAACAAACAUCUGUAUCCAAAAUGAUAUUCAAACCUGCAGAUAGAAAAACUAUUAUAUAUAUAUUGAUAUAGAUAUUUUUUUACCAUCAGUUCUGGGAUUAAUGCUUUUUAUUUGAAGAAUUUAUUUCAUAUCCAUGUAUGGUGCAUGACAAAUAUGUAUGUAUACUCAGCAUUAUAUUAGUUAUUGAAUCCAACCUAAAGGGAAUAAUUGUGAAUGUUUACACAAGUAUUGACAUAUUUAAUUAAUAUUUUUUGAAUGAAAAAUUACAAAAAAAUCAUUUUAUAAUUUCCUAUUGUUUAUGUCCAGGAAAUUGUAUGCAAUUGGAAUAAAGGUGUUACAUUAA
Mytilus trossulus (common blue mussel) is the source of this 11904-nucleotide messenger RNA. Its product is annotated as B-box type zinc finger protein ncl-1-like. Bases 351 to 3143 code for a protein of 930 amino acids. The record is from RefSeq and is a predicted model, not a curated record. NCBI's taxonomy places the organism in Eukaryota, Metazoa, Mollusca, Bivalvia, Mytilida, Mytilidae. Gene Ontology annotation, molecular function: ubiquitin protein ligase activity; protein binding; zinc ion binding. The transcript is spliced from 12 exons.